UCGGAGGGCUGUUUUACGAAAAUUUUCCGGUUGGAAAUUUUUGUGAUUUCGUCAUAUGAGGCGGGAUCUAUAUAACGACAUGUAUAGAUAAUAAAAGCAUGUUUUCCAAAAGAAACAUAACAUCUAACGCUGUCCUGUAAAGGACCGGCGACGUGUGACUGUUUUGUCAUGUUAUUGUCUGGUGCAUAAUGUCAUGUGGGACGUCAGUGAGCGGAAUUUCACGAUUUGUAAAUGUCUGAUCGUGUAUGUAUCAUUUUUUGAAUGUUUUUGCUGUUGUUGAUGUUUAUCCAGUGGGUAUAAAUUAUGUCAGAAAGACAACACACAAUGAAGCCUCAACAAACUGGCUCUAGACAAAGUUGUUCCUGUACAUCAUGUGUUUAUACAAGUGAGUCAGAAAGUCUGAGACGUAUGUUUGAUGGUGGGUCUAAGAUCGAUAGACUCUAUUAUGACAAAUAUAUACCAUUGAGGGAGAGAAAACUUAUUGAUAGGUUAAUUAAAACAAGAGCACUGUAUGACGACGUACGAAAUCGGAUACUUUCUAGCGAUGACAGUUAUGGAAAAUCAUAUGAGGAAGAUAGUCAAAGAAAUAUCGCUAUUAAUGAAAUUGUCACUUUGGUGGAUAAAGGAGGCUUGGCUGGUCCUAAACUAAGUGAGUGUUGUAGUUGUUGCAAUUGCGGGACAACCCGAGGUCGCCAAGACAAGCACCAACGACGAGCAAUGAGGCGCCAUGUUCGAGGUGGAAAGCAUUUAUCAACGCAGUCAAGUGUUAUGCCAAAACAGCGGACCCGUGAAAAUUUGCGCCCCAGAGGUGUUCGCUUUAAACGGAUUCGUUCUGAUCCUUGUACGUGCACUUUAAAAUUAAUUCUUUCAAAAUCCAAAAAUUUUCUGGAAAAAUCUGAAUAUGAUAAUAGACAAGCGCCUAACAAUAGAGCUGAAAAUGUGUUUGAUAAAAAUGAAUUAAAACAAAAAAGGCCAAGAGGUCGAAUGGUAAAUAAUAUUGAAGAUAAAAUAACAAGAUCUGUAAGAAAAAUUCGUCAACCAAGCAUUAAGAUUAAAAACCGCAUCGAAAAGGGUACAUUUAAGUCUUUAGAAAAUUUGAAAGUAGCUAGACAAAGUAUAAAAAAAAAGAUGGAUUCCAUGCAAACACAAUACGUCAAAAGACAUGAAACUGAAUCCACACUAAAUAUUGACGAUCUCGGUACAAUAAAAGUAAAGAAAGAUUCAAUCACAAAGUAUAGAGAAGAUCUUAGAAAGAAAAAAAUGGAGCGUGAAUUUGAGUGUGAACAUGAAUGUAAUGUUGAAGAAUGUAUACCGAAAGAGUGUUUAGAAAUAAUGAAAUUAAGACGUGCUUUAAGACAAAAACUUAAAGGAUCAGAUCAGACAAGAUACAAACAGGAAAAUGAAAAUUAUGAUCAUGAAUUGGGGUCAAAAAUGAUAAGAGAUAGUCAGAUAAAACCUAACAAAAAGGCCACAAAGUCAAAAAAAAUAUUAACUAAAUUUGAUAUAUCACAGCCAAAAUCUUCAACAAGGUUUCUUAUUACAACCUCAUCAGAAAAUCAAAAAAACACAUUAUCUCAUAAGAGAAAACUUAAAGGGAAAAUGCGCAAUAAGAAAGGACAAGUUAAACAUGCGUCAAGUGGAACGUCUUAUUCUGUAUCCACAUUACGGAAACCAGUAUAUGUUAGAGCUGAACAGUCUGCGCCUAAUAUGCGGAUUGAAAAAUCUGUAACCGAUAGAGAAAAAAGAAAUACAGACAGCAGAAAAAAGAUAUAUUGUGCGUGUGAUAAAAACACGAGAAAAAAACGUGAUAAAGCUAUUUUAAAUACAACUAAGAAAUCUGAUAUCUCGACUACACAUGAUUUACGACGAUGUUUUUGCACAUUAAAAUUGUCACCAUUCAUCGAAGAGAAAAAUAAAUUUAAAGACAGAAAAGAUAUUUCCAGUCAAACUAUUACUAACAAAAUGGCUAAUUCAUAUACUGAAAUGAAUAAAAAACGUAUGGGUAAUCUUUUACCAUAUGAAUGUGAACCUGGUGUAUGUACACCUUAUAGAUGUAAUCCUUAUGAGUGUCUUACUCGUAUAAACGAGCGUAAAAAUAAUUUUGUAAAACAAAAUAGUCUUAAACAAAAUACUUUCAAAGCGGCUAUAAACAAAAAUGAAAAAUAUAGUCCUAUAAAGAACAGUAAUAAACCUAGUGUCAUGAAUCGACCAAAAACUACAAUUUCAUCUUCUAUUAGUUUUAAAUAUUCAAAAGGAAAUUCGUUAGACCACGGUAAUAGUCUUCUUAAAACCCGACCAAGUAAGAAAAGAUCUUCAAAUAUUCAGACUACCAUAAAGAAAUCCUAUAAAAUUGAUUCAGGGACAAAUAAAUCUAUUUUGAAAUAUAAGACUUCAAAACAAAAGCAAAUUGAUAAAGAAACCUAUACAAUAAACAAGCCUGGUACAGAAAAACAAAGUGGAAUCCGUUUAAAAUGUAUAUGUAAAAAAAUUAUGUUAAAAGCCAAGUAUCUCUCUAGUAAUUACGAUACAUCAACGGCCAAAAAAACUUUUUCUUCUCAAACUAAUAGCAGUCAGAAGAAAAUGAAAUCAUCUUCCAGCAUAACAGACAAUUUUAAAAAAUCUAGAAAAGCAAUAAAUGUCAAUGUACGGAGUACAAAUACAGAUAAAAGUCGCAAAAAAAUGAAAUCUUCGUCUAGCAUAACAGAUAAUGCAAAAAUCUUUCGAAACGUUGAUUCAGUUAAAAUAAGAGAUGCAAGCCCAACAAACAUCCGUAAUAAUAAGAAUACUCAUAGUACUGAUAUAAAAACCUCUGCAAACCAACCACAUCGCAUUGUCCACAAGCAAACAAGAAAGCCUGAUACUUGUACAACUGUGCCUAAAGGAAUAAGACAGUCUGUUAGUAUAGGUUCCUCGUUUAGUUUUAAUAUUGAGUUUUUUAAGCAUAGAAUAAAUGAUAACGAGUGUGAAUUUACGAAUUUUGCUGAAAAAGAUAUGAGAAAAUGUUUAUGUACUACAAAAUCAAGAAAAAGAAAUGUAUCACAAAAUAUUUAUACUAUAAAUAAGUGCAUUCUUGAUAAACUUCAACCAGGUUAUGAAAGUAAUUUUUUCAAAAAAUCUACACUUUCUCAGUAUAGAUAUGAUACAUCAAGUGAUUUUGAUUUUACAGAAAUGCAAAGUCAAUUUAAUGAUUUAAAUUUGUAUAGAGAGUCUUUAUUUCGUGGACAUUUACUAUCUAACAAUAACUUUUAUAAAAGCAAUUUUGAAAAUGUCUAUACAUAUUCUCAAGUAUGUUUCAUAAAAAAGAGCAGAUCUAAUGUUACAGGCGCAAGUCGUUUAUUGAAACGAUGUUUUUGUACUAUGAAUGUAAAAACUAAAGACAAUCUAAAACCUUAUGAAUGCGAACCGGGAAUUUGCUUACAUGGGGACUGUGACAUAAAUGAAUGUCAACAAAGAAAAUAUAAACCACCAAAAAAAACACGACUUGAAGCAAAUCCUGCCGUAAAAGAACCAUGUCCACAGGCUAUUCGGUACAAAUCGAUACCAAACAAAUCUCGAAGGCAAGCCGUGCGCUUAGGUUCGGAAUUUAGAUUUAAUAUAGAUUUUGCCAAAUCUAAAUCACAUUAUAAAGAUCGAGGUCAUGUUGUACGGAAUGAUAAGUGUAAGUGUCCAUCACACAAUACUAGAAAAAUAGGUUAUGUAUCUUCUGAUGUUGAUCAACAUAUUCAAUCCGAGGUCAGAUCUAGUGCAAGAAAGACAAAUACAGACAAAUUAUUAAAGAAAUGUUUUUGCACUUUUAAAUUACAAAAAAAAUUACAAAGUCAAAAUCAUGGAAUAAGUAGUAUAGAUACAAAUAAAACAAAAUAUAAAGAUACUAAUUACGAAAGGCAAAGGCCUAACACGCGUCAAAAUCAACAACAAUCGGGUCGUUCCACAACAUAUACAUCAUCUGAAAAUUAUUUACACGUUACAAAAAAUAAAACAAAAAAUGGACAAGAUUUCUCGAAAACUAAGCAUCAAGGUAAUCAUUACUUACAUGACCCAAAAAUGAUAAGUAAGAGUCGCAAAAUAAAAGAAAACGUAACUCCGAGUUCACAAAUGUCAUCUUCACGUUCUCAAACCAAUAAUCUGAGACAAGUAAAAAAACGACAAAGCAUUAAAUUACCCAGUUCAAAAUCGAAUUAUGAACGAAAAUGGAUCAAGUUAGAUCCCAAUGAGUGUGAGCCUUAUACUUGUAUUCCAGGUCGAUGUAAUCCUUAUGAAUGUUUAGAAAGAAUAAAGAAGCGUUAUAGAAAUACUAGAAACAAAAGUAUAUCAGUUCGUGCAUAUAAAAACCCAAUGUCUUCUUCCAGUUUCACAUUUAAAGAUAAACCAACAACAAAAGAAAAACAUGCUACAGUACAAUCGUGUGGAAAACCAGCUCAGUAUAUAGUAGAAAAAUCAACGAAACCAAGUAAAGUAUCACGUAACAAAAAUCAGCAGAUGGUUCGAAUUGGGUCGAGUUAUAGUUUUAAUGUACAAUUUUGUAAAGAUAAACAAAACGAAAACGUACCAAACUGGCAAGUGCCUGGAGAUGUAAAUUAUAUACAUAAUCAAAAUAUACCAAAUAGGCAAGCGCUUGGAUAUGCGAAAUAUAGACACAAUCAAAACGUACGAAAUAGGCAAGCAUCUGGAGAUGCGAAUUAUAGAGAAAAUCCAAAUGUGUCAAACAGACGAGCGCCUGGAGAUGCGAAUUAUAGACAGAAUCAAAACGUAUCGAACAGACAAACGCAUAAGCCUCAAGAAAAUUCAUCAAAAAUACUUCAAAGAAAUAAUAAAAAAUAUAUUUGUGGUAAACAGUACACAUCAAAUUCUAGCAAUACAACAAAACAAUCAAAACAGAAUAAUAUAGCAGUACAGAAAUCGGAACGACCAAACCGAUCAAAACGGACACAUCCAAAACAUAUAACUGAUAAAUCUGAAAUUAAAAGAAUUCCUUCAAAAUCGAAAUAUUCAAAAAAUUUGGAACGAUUAAAGCUACAAAAAAAAGGAAGACACCCAAAAUACAGAAAACAGAGUACUGAUAAAUUAAGACCACAAAUACCUGAAAAAAAAAGAGUUAGUCCUAAAAUAACGAAUUCUACAAAUAUAAAGGGUAAAUCACAACAUAAAGGAACGGCGAAACGGAUGAUUUCGCAAAAUAGUUUUUCAGAAUCAUAUGUAAGAAAACCUGAAAAGAAAGUUGUUAGAUCGCAACAGUCAAAACUACAUUAUAGUUAUGAUACUGAUGAAUCACAUGAACGAAAACCUAAAGCAGUUAUUUCAAAACGGCCAGAUCUUCAGUGUAGUGUGUGUAGUACUGAUGAAUUGCGAAGACAUGAAACGAAAUCUCUUAAAAGUUCACCAAGUACAAGAUCAGCUGUAAAGAUAGGUUCUACGUUUAGUUUUCAUAUUGAGUUUUAUAAAGAGAGAUUUCCAAAUACCGCUCAAAUAGAAGCAGCUGCUAAGGCUUUGAAAUAUAAAUGCAAAAAGACUUGUACUAAAGAGUUAAAUAAAAGUCGAGGAUUGAAAAAUCAAAAGUUGCAAGUGUCAAAUAUGUUUACCGAUAAAAGUCAAAAUACUUUGCCCAAAACACGUGAAGUUAAAGCGCAAGCAAAUUUAGAAAAGCCACGUUGUAUUGUUAUCGAUAAAGGAUGCAUGAUCAAACCUCCACCAGAAGUACUAAAUCCUUAUGAAUGUGAGCUAGGUGUUUGUGUACCCGGAAAAUGUGAUCCAAUUAAAUGUUUGUCGCGUAUUCAAAAACGACAUAUGAAAGAUUCAAGCACAUGGACAAGAUCCCCCAAAAAGUCAGUAUCUAACGCAGUUUCAACAUCUAAUACUGCCUCUAAUAAAAAUAUACAACAUACUGAGAAACCGCAAAAAAGAAAAAAAAAUAAAGUUUCAAAAGUGAAAAGACCCAAAAGUUCCAAGAAAAGGAAUCGUGAGAAAGGACAUUUGCCUUCGAAAAAAUGUGUGCGAUUAGGUUCUAGCUUUAAAUUUGAUAUAGAAUUUUAUAAAACGAAAUCUUCUAACAAUGAUAUUUUGAAUGAACACAAGCCAGUAUAUGUUUAUAGACAAGAAAAAGAAAAAAAACAAAGGGUCAUCAACAAGCACUCACAAUCAUUGGUUCCAAAAAUGCAGCCAUCCUUUACAGAUGCGAAAAUUCUUAAAAGAUGUUAUUGUACUUUGAAAUUACAAAAAUCUAAUAGAUCAGUUAAUUCAAAAUUAAUGACCCAAGCACAAAAUGUUUAUUUUUCAUCAAUACAUAAUUUCGGACCAUUGCUUUUCUUGGAAACUAAAAAUAUAAAUCUAAAUUACAAUCCUUAUAAAAUACAAGGUAAUGACGUUUUUAAUUCAAGUUGUAGUUCCAAUAUUCAAUGUGUUAAAAACGUAUCCAAUGAUACUAUCCCUAAACCCAGUUUUUUUUUUAGUAAAAAGUAUUCAAAACAUGCACUAAUGGACAAGUCUACACUACAAACACAGACAUCAAAUAAAAAAGAAUAUGAAACUAAUGCACACGUACUCGACCAAAAGCUCAACGAUAGUAAAAAUUAUAAUUUAGGAUAUAAAAAUAUAUUAGCAGGAUCCUUUCUUGAAAAAAUUUGUUAUACAAUAUCAUCUGAGAAUAGCACAUCUGCUACCACAAUAUUUCAAUCAUCACCUAAUACAAAUUCUCGGAAAAAUGAAUUAAUUAACAAAGAGUUUCCAACUAUUUCAAAUAUAACAUUUAGAAAUAAAAUACAUGAAAAUAUAACAACAAGUAAGGGAAGUUUAAAACAUUCUGAACAUAUAAGUUAUAUGAAUAUGGGCCCAUAUAAACCUACAACUAAAUAUUGGAUUCCACCUAAAUAUUGUUAUAACAGCUCUGAAAGAAAAUGUCGCAAAAUAGAUAAGCCUAAAAUAUUGGCACCUAUAUAUAUUAUACAUCAAUAUCGAAAUAAAUAUAUACCAAGUCAUUCAGUGCAUGUACAUUCAAAAUAUAUUAAUCAAUUCAAAGAAAAUGAUGAAAUUUAUCAAAAAUCUGAAAUCAUUAAAAGUCUUUAUCCAAAUAUUAUUAAUUCAAUUAAUUACCGACAAUCCCCUACGCCAUUAAAUGCGAUCAUGCCAAAAAAAAGAAAUGGAUUAAUAAAUUCAAAUACCGAUUACAUAUCAAGUUUAAAACCACAUAGUUAUAAAACGGAAGAAAAGGAAAUUAGUGUAGUUAAUUUAUUGAAACGAUGUUUCUGUACUCUAAAUCUUCAAGUUAUUCAUAAACAACGGCGAUUCAAGACUAUCGAUAAAAUAGAUACAGAAAACACUAAAAAAGUAUGUAAUGACAGUUUUGAAGGAACAAAAGGCCAAUAUGGUAAUUCAUUCUUUGUGUAUAGAGUAAAUAAUAUACAAAGUCAAUUAAACAAAAAACCUGAUGAUGGUAAAGAUACGCAAGUUCUUUAUCUAUGUCGACCCAAAAAAUUUAACAAACAUACUAGCAUAACUUUAUUUGGGUGUAAUAAACUUGAAUGUAAUGAAGUUGCAGAAAAUCCGUAUGAUCUCUUAAAGUCUGCCAACAAUUUGUCGAGUAAAAAACGUGUUAGAAGAUUAAAAGCUAAAGACAGUGAACACGCUAUUAAAACACCAAAUAACGCUAGUAAGAUUUUAAAUAAAACUACAUCAACGCCGUUAUGUAUCCAAUCACUUGCUUGCCGCUGCAAGCAAAUAUUUUACAAACGGAAUACCUUACCCAAUUGUAAAUGUUUUGAUAAUUCACAACCAAAUAAUGAGCCAGAUUCACAACACAAUGCAAAACCUAGAAAUAAAAACGUCAGUUUAAUUGAAAACAGAAUUAAUUGCUCAUCCAUUCAAAAUCAGUAUGAUAAAGAAAUUCUAGCGAUGAGUAGCCGUGGUCAUGCUUAUUUUAAUAAUAAUCAAAUGAAUCCUUUACUUAUGAAACCACCAUCAGAAGUAAAAUCAAAUCGUAGUUGUUGUGUCAAAAAAGAAAUUACUGAUAUGAAACCGUCCAAAUUUAAAAAAGAUGUAUGUUUUGAUUCUACUAUAGAAUAUAUAGGCGAAAAUGGUUAUGGGAAAAAAAUUGAUACAUUUGUGACAAGCUGUAAAAAUAAAUAUGAUAGUGGUUCUAUUGCUAGGAGGCAAAAGUCGAAACAGCUGCGGGAUAAUAAAGUCUAUAGCAAGUUAUCAUGUCAUUGUCAGAAAUACCAUAGAUGUUCACAGUUCCCUGAAUCAAAACGUUCCUACAAAAACGACAAACAAUCAAAUACUUUACUCCCUGUCACAACUGGUAUAUCAGUAACUAACCAAGAUUUUAAAGAACUGCAAAAUACAAAUAGAGAAACUAAAGAUAGAACAAAGUUUUCAGGAUCUUUAUACAAUGUUUCAAAACAUGAUCGAAGCGAAAAUUUGGAACAAGAACCGAAAUAUAAGAAUAAAAAAAUGAAAAGACGUAAUAAUAAAACACAAAGUGCCAAGAAAUGUAUGUGUCAAAAAAUUAUUUUAGAAUCAGAUCAAAUUAUGACAAAAAGUACAAAAGGAAAUAUUUUUCAACGAUUUUUCAAAAAGAAAAGUAUAAAGCCAAGCAAUGACAAUUGUCUUUGUGAAUCACUUUCUCAGCCAAAAGAAGUAAGAACGAAAAUCGAUUUUAAUAUAAGAAAUAGAGAUUGCCAUAAUGGUUCAAAAGUUUCUGAUUUAAAAAUACCAAGAAAAAGUGCAACUUAUCCAUUAAAUGAAACACAGCGAACUGAAUCGAGACAUGACAUUUCCAAAGUUAUUCAAAUUGCGGAUAGUUCACCUGUCAAACAAGUAAAAACAAAACCAACAAAAAGUUUAAUAAAGAGAAAAAAAUGUAAAGCACAUAAUGCACCAGAAACUGAAUCGGAACAGGAAGUUUUUAAAGACACUCAAUUUAUUAUAGACAGUUUACCUUUUAAACAUAAACAUAAGCCAAGUGAAGUAAAAAAAAGAAAGUGUAAAUUGUACUAUGUUUCAGGGACUGGGUCCAUACGUGACUUUUCUAAAAUUGAUCUAAAUGUGAAAUCGUCUGAUCAACUGAAACAAAAACCGGUAAAACGAAAAAGUAAAAGUAUUAAUAGAUCGACAUCAAGAAGUUGUAUAGACAAAAAAAAUAGAUCUAUGAAUAAAAUAUCUAACCGUCGAGAAUAUAUUUUAAAAACACCCCAAUGUGCAUCUCAAAAAAUUCGUGAUUUAAAAAAUCAUGGAUUUUCUAACGGUUCACUUUUAAUAAAUAAACAUAGAGAUACUGAAAACUAUGAUGUAAAACAAAGACAUAAUACAAUCAAAUGUAAAAUUAAUGAAAGAAAACGUAAAACGACUUGUAUUUCAGGGUCAAGUUCAAAAACUGACGUAUUUAAAAAUUAUGAUGAUAAUAUUAGUACGAAGCGGCAAUCUUGUGAUUGCCGCGAUAGUCAUUCUGAAAUUCUAAAAUAUGAUGGUGCAGCGCACAGUAUGAAAUGUAUUCCAGAAACAAACAAAAUAACAGAAAAGAAGAAAAGUUUUAUACAACGUAUUUUCACAAAACAAAGCAUUUCUAAAAGAAACGAUACCAAAAAGUCAUUUGAAGAUUCCAAUGUUUAUGACCAUAGAAUUCCUAAAGAUUCUUAUUUAAUAAAGAAGAAGAGAAAAAGUAAAAAAAACUAUGCUUCAGUUACAGAACAUAAUUUUGCCCAAAGUCAUCCUUGUUGUCAAAUUUGUCAAACAAAAGCACAGGAACUAAGACAUAAUAUUUCAAAUAUCGGAGACAAUCCGUCCAUUACUCAUGAACAAAAGCCUUUAAAAAGUAUAAUAAAAAACAAUGAUAAAAGCUUAAACAGAAGUGUCGACGAGGAUCGAGAGAGUCAUGCAAAAAUAUUAAAGAUUGAUAGUGCGACGCAAUGUGUUAGAUGUACUUGUAAGUCAAAAACACAACCCGGUGUUAAUUGUAAAUGCCACAUAAAUACAUCAAAAUCAACUGAAAAGAAAGGAAACAUAUUACAACGUAUUUUCAAGAAACGACAGCACUCUAAAAAGCCUGAGAGUGCAACCCAAAUAAAUGAAAAUUCGGUGGUCUCCGCUCAGCAACACCGUGGAGUUGACAAAACAAACCCAAACAACAAAUUAGAAAAUGACCGAAAAAAAGAAUCAUUUGGCAAAGAAGUUGACACUACAGAAGAAUUUCGUAAUAAUAAAAUGGAAACUAUACCACCAAAAAACUCAAACAUUAACAAUAAUGUAGUCGAUAAAGUUACACACCCGAACAAAAAGAAAAGUAGAUUGACUAGGGAGAAAAGAAAGCUUAAAAAUAUUACAUCACGUGAUAACAUUAAUGCAAAGGGAGACAUUGCAAGUAAGACUCAUAAAACUGACCAGGAAAAGAAAAUUCAUGUUCAAGACAAAAGAUCAAAAGAUUUCACAGAAAAUGAAUUGAGGCCAGAUAUAAUGAAAACAUUGUCGCAAAAUAAGAUUAAAAAAUUUGCGUCUACAAAACAUCCUACUUUACCAUGUACAUAUAAAAAAUGCCAGGAGAAAGCAAAAAGCAAACAUUCUGAUUUGGUUUGUGGUGAUUGUUCUAGUCCAAAGUGUUUAUUUAAAAAUGAAAGUUUUCAAAUGAACAAUAAAGAAUUUACACCUAAAGUCUCGCAAGACCAGAAACGUAAGAAAAAGUCUACAAAAACUAAAUGCACUUGUCAUAAAUAUACUCAAUCAAAGUCCAGUACUUUUGACAAAAUUACCGAAAGUAAAAAUAAAGCUAAUAAUAUUAGUACAAAUAAAUCUGUCGAAUUUUUGCCAAGGCAAAGCAAAUAUUAUUUGAACACUGAUAAAACUAAUAGGAAGCUUGUUCAAAAAAGUGAAACUCAGCUGAAACUUCAUAAAGAUUAUACCAAAAAAUGUAUUAGACACGAAGAAAGUAAAAUAUUGAAUCAAAGUAGAAGUAAAAAAAUUGAAACUGCAAAAAAUAUACAUAAACUACCAUGUGCGAGCAAAAUAUGCCAAAAAAAAUCUGAACUUUCUGAAUGGGUUUGUGGUGAUUGUUCUAGUCCAAAGUGUUUAUUUAAAAAUGAUACUCAUGAUGCAAAAUCAUUGACCUAUACUAAUAUAGGAACCCAAGAUAAAAUAAAGCCCAUACUUGACAAAAACUUAAAUGACGAAAAAUCUUUUAAAAAUGAUAAGCAUCAAAUUUGUAUCCAUGAAAGUAAAGUAAAUGCAAGCUUGGAAAAGUUAUCAGGAGGCAAACACAAAAUUAUGGGCAAGUCUGAUAUUGUUAUAAUUGAUAAAGAACAUGAAGGCAGUUCAAAUGCAAUUCGUGAAAAUGACAAGAUGAAAUCUAACCUCAGGUUCCAAAUUAAAUUGUCAAAAGCACCAAAAAUCGAAACAGCCAUAACGCAAAACAAAAGUAAGAAAUUGACUAAAUUUCAAAGUAAAAGACUUGGCACUUUUAAAUCUAUAUAUAAGCAAAGUUCAAUUUUACCAGGCAUUUGUAAUAAAUGUCAGGAAAAAAUACAACUUUUUAAACGGACUUGCGAUGAAUGUUCUAGGUCAGAUUGUUUAUUUGAAAGUGGUGUUACUAAAGUAAACGACCAAUUAGUAGCCCACACUAAUGUGAUGAUACCUUCUAAUACUACUCCAGUUAAAUCAAGAGGUCAAGCGUUGAAAAAGAAAACUAGUAAAAAGUUUGUAUCUACCAAACCAGGACAAAGACAACAUUUUACAUGCGAAAAUUGCCUAUUAAUGUGUAAAGAUUGCUCUGAUUCGAAAUGUAUUUUUAACAAUGUAUUAAAUAAAAUUGAGGAAGAAAAUAAAGGUAUUAAGCUAAAUGAAAUAAGCUCUUCUAAAGUGUCAGUGCAUGUUAGAACUAUAAGUCAAAGUAAAAACAAGAUAAAAAGCAGUCCGAGUAAAACUGAAAAAUCGGAAAAGAAGCAACACUCGAUUUUAUCAUGUACUUGUAAAAAAUGCUUCGAAAAAGCACAACUUUCUGAAUGGACGUGUAGUGAUUGUUCCAGCCCCGAGUGUCUCUUUAAAAAUAAUGUUUUAAAGAUCGAUGCAAAAAAUGUAUCAUCAAAAAAUCCACAACAAAAUGUAUCAUCAAAAAUACAAUUACAAAAUACAGUUUUAUCAUGUACUUGUAAAACAUGUAUGGAAAAAAAUAAAUUUUCUAAUUGGACAUGUUCUGACUGUUCAAGUCCGAAUUGUUUAUUUAAAAGAACUUCCUCUAAAGGUGAUACGGAAAGUAUGAAGGAUUUAUCAAAUAUUAGUAAUAGUCAAAUUCCUCAUAUUAUGAUUUCGCAACAUAGCGUUAAUGCAAGCAAAGUUCCUAAAACGAAGAUUAAACACACUAGCAAUAGUAAACGACAUGCAACUGCAAUAUCUGCCCAUACUAGAAAUGCAGUAGAUGGCAAAAUACGACACGAUGAAGUCUCUAAGAAUAGAAUUGACAAUAAGAAUAUUCGAAACGGGAGCAAAAAUAUCUUGAAACUUAUUGCAAGCAAAUUACAAGGUUCGAGACGAACAUUUGAUAAACAAAACAAUAUUUGUACUGGUAAAGUUUGUCAAAAAUUCUCCGAAAUAAUUUGUACUGACUGCUCUAAUCAAAAGUGUAUAUUCAAAAAUGAAAAUAAACCACACCCAAGUAGUAAUAAAAUUUUAAGAUUAAGAAAUUGUAAAAGACAUACAACUUCAAAAUCUAACAAUUCUAAUAAAGCGGUAAACGGCAAAAUACUACAUAGUGAAAUCUCUAAAAGCAAAAUUGGCAAUGCAAAUGCUCAAAAUAUAAGCAAAAAUAUAUUGAAACUUAUUGCAAGCAAAGUACAAGGUUCAAAAAGAACAUUUCAUAAACAAAACAGUAUUUGCACUUGUAAGACUUGUCAAAGAAAAUCUCAAUAUCCUGGAUUUAUUUGCGCGGACUGCUCUAAUACAAAGUGUUUAUUCGAAUGUGGUAAUUUAAAUAUUAACAAAGAAAAUAAUAUGAUAAAUUCAAUUCUCUCAAGAAAUAAAUUGGAAAAACAAAAUAUAGAUUCUACUUGUAAGACAUGCCAAAAGAAGCUUCAGUUCUCUGGGUCAUUGUGUGCUGACUGUUGUAAUCAAAAGUGUUUAUUUGAAUAUGCAGAUCAUGAUAUUAAUCCGAAAUGUCUAUUCCAAUAUGCAAAAUUCGAUAAAGAAAAAGCAAGCCAAUGCAAAAUCUCUGAGAAACAUGAAAUAAAUAAAUAUCCUACAAAUAAAAUUGAUAAAUAUAACAAAGGUUGUAUUUGCAUUACUUGUCAAGGAAAGUCUCAGAACUCUAAAUCACUUUGUGCUGAUUGUUGCAAUCCAAAGUGUUUAUUUGAAUGUGCAGAUCAUGACAUUAAAGAAAUAGAAGAAAACCCAAAAACAUUGUCAAUAAACAAAAACAAUAAUAAACAUAAUAGAGCUUGUAAUUGUACUAUAUGCAAAAAAACCUCUCUAAACUCUGAAUCAUUUUGUGCUGACUGUUCCAAUCCAAAGUGUUUAUUUGAAUGCGCUGAUUUUGAUAUUGAUGAAAAAGAAGCAGGUCUCAUUAAAAAUAAAUCAGUAUGUUCAAAAGAUAAAAUUGACAAACAUGUCAGAGCUUGUACUGCUUGUCAAGGAAUGUCUCAGAAUUCAAAAUUAAUUUGUACUGACUGUUCUAAUCCAAACUGUUUAUUCGAAUGUGCAAAUCACGAUAUUAACGCAGUAGAAGGAAAUUCAAUACCUUGUGAACUUAAUAACAAUGACUCUAAAUAUAUAAAAAAUAAAAAUUAUAAACAUAUUAGAACUUGUUAUUGUACACUUUGUAGAAAAUCCUCUAACUCUAAAUCAUUUUGCUCUGAAUGUUCUAAUCAGAAUUGUUUAUUUGAUUGUGCAGUUCCCGAUAUUAAUGCAGUAGAGGGAAAACCAAUCUCUGGUGAAAUUAAUAUAAAUAAUUCUAAAUUUCCAAAAAAUAUAAACGAUAAACACACUAGAGCUUGUAAUUGUACAAUUUGUAAAAAAGACUCUCAAAACUAUAAUUCAUUUUGUGCAGACUGCUCUAAUCCAAAAUGUUUAUUUGAAUGUGCCGAUUUUGAUAUUAUUGAAGAAGAAGCAGACCCAAGCAAAAUCUCUGGAGAACUUAUUAAAAAUAAAUCAAAACAUUCAAAAAAUGAAAUUGACAACUGUAAUCGAGCUUGUAUUUGCAAUGAUUGUCGAGAAAAAUCUCAGAACCCAGAAUUACUUUGUGCUGACUGUUCUAAUCCAAACUGUUUAUUUAACUGUGGAAAGCGUGAUGUUAACAAAGAAAAUGAACAUGAAAUCGCUGGUGAUAUUAUCACAAAUAAAUCUAAGAUUACAAAGAAAUCUAAGAUCACAAAUAAAUCUAAGAUCACAAAAAAAUCUAAUAUCACAAAUAAAUCUAAUAUCGCAAAUAAAUCCAAUAUCACCAAUAAAUCUAAUGUCACCAAUAAACCUAAUAUCACCAAAAAAUCUAAUAUCACCAGUAAAUCUAAUAUCACAAAUAAAUCUAAAUUUUCAAAACACAAAAUUGAUAAGCAUAACCGUGCCUGUCUUUGUGCACUUUGUAAAAAAAGUAAAAAUUCUGAAUCAUUUUGUGCUGAUUGUGCAAAUCCAAAGUGUUUAUUUGAAUGUGAUAGUAACGCAGAUAAAGCAGACCGAAAUAAAGUAUCUGAUAAUUAUAAAAAUAAAUACUCCAUCACUAAAUCAGCACAUGCGAUUCCCAAAGAUAAAUACAAAACAAAAUAUCAAAGCAAAGCAUAUUUUAAACUAAAAAUUGGGAAAAAACGGUGGUCCAAAAAUAAUUAUGUUGGCGAAAUUAAGAAAACAUCUUCCCAAAAGAUACAAACAUUAUGUUCUUUUAAAGAGACAGAGGAAACAUCAGCAAUUCAAAAACACCAAUGUACUCAAGACACAACCCAAAUCCAAAAAGUGAAUGGAGUGAAAAUCACUAUACCUACAAACUAUUUAGUUGAUAAUAUUGAUAUAAAACCAGAUAGAAAACAAAUUUCUAAACUUUUCAGAAGAAAACAUGCCGAUUUUGAUAUUUAUAAAGAAGAGCAAAGCUCAGACAAGAAAUGUGAUACUUGUGCACGUAAACAUGAAUAUUCUAGAACAUAUCCACCUGCCAUAGAUAAUAAAAAAAUAAAUGCCCAAAAUAAUAUGCUAGGAAGUAAUGAACGAAAUGACGCCAGCAAGCAAAAAGUAGCCCAACAAGAUACAUUUUUAAAUCAAAAUACACAAGAUGUGAGUCUUGUUUCAGAAAAAAAUGGAGUUAAAUUAACUUUGCCUACUAACUAUAUAAUCGAUAAUGUAUGUGUUAAACCAAAUAGCAAAAAUAUUUUGAAACAUUUCAGAAGUAAAUUUAGAGGUAUUUCGAAAUCGGCAUUUCAAAAUAGCGCAGCUAUUACUUAUGCGAGAAAAGAAUUUAAAAACAAAAUGAAAAAAUCUGAGUUAUUUUGUCCUAAUGAUGAUUCUUGUUCACUAUAUAAUAAAUUUAUUUUUAAUAAAAAGAAAACAAAGAAAAUUCCUACCACUUCAGAUUAUAAACACAAAAGAAAUACACCCACACAACCUGGUAUGAUAAAACUUUCCAUGCUUCCAAAACUAGUCAAAAAUAAUACCAAUAUAAAACGAAAUGACAUAAAUUUCGACAAAGGUUCAUAUAGAAAAUAUGAUACGGCUUUGCCAUAUAACAAACGCCAUAAAUUUGAUACAAUGUGUGAUGAUUGUAAAAAUCCGAAAUGUAUUUUUGAAAGUGGUGCUUUUGAUAUGAACGCAUGGAUAUUUAAUAAUAAUAAGCAAAAAGCGGCCCAAUAUUCUGAACUGUCAUGUAAAGCUUGUGAAAGUAAACAAAAUUCAGGCCUUUAUCCUCAAGGGCGUGGAAUGAAGUUUACUGUAACUGCAAAACCUGACUCGGAUUAUUCUAAUAUAAAAGAAAACGUGAACAAUGUAAAUAUAAUAGAAAACGAUAAAAAUAAGAAAUCCAACAUUAAAAAAUCGACAUUAGAAAACGGAUAUAGUUUAUGUACUUGUGAUAUACCAACGUCAUUACAUAAUCUUCCAGAAUUUUCGCAGUACUCGUAUGGUGACUCACCGUUUCAAAAAGAUGGUAUUUUUGUUACUGAUCAACAAAAUGAUUCAUUGAAUGCAAAUCAAUUAAAUAUUUGUCCAGAUUGUAAAUAUUCACAAAUGAAAAAUAAUAUCAAAUGUACUUGUAAAUCCCAAUUUUCUAGUGGUGACCAACCUAUGCAAUCAGGUGACCAGAAUUACUGUCCCGAAGCCAAUAAUUUAGAAACCUGUCAAAUCAAAUGUAUGGGAAGAGUUAAUACUUUACAACAACCAACUAGACUUUGCAAUGAUUUGUGCACUUGUAAAUUUCCUUGCUCUUGUCAAAAAUGUCCUAAAAAUAUUGAUGUGGCUGAAGUAUCGUGGGGCGAUUGCAAACCACAAAGAAUGUUUAUUGUGACUGACAAUGAUACUGUGACAAAAGGCAAUGAUGUGGCUAUAUCGGCACAUAAUCUUCCUAGAAAAGUUCAAGGAGCAAAAUUAGAAGUUCUUAUCAACAAAAAUCUUGAUCCAAACAAAAAUAAACCAGAAAAACCUUAUAAGAGAAACAAAAUAUUCACAAAAACAAAGCCAGAAGAAUGUGUUCAAAUUGAAACCCAAACAGACAUAACCUGUACAAAUUGUAAUGUUUUAGCUAAUGAUAAAGCUUUUACAAAAAAGACGAAAUGUAUCUGUGGAGCCCCAAAUUGUAAAAAAAUAUUUAAAGAAAUGACUCGUAAGCUUAAGCCGAGGAAACCAGAUAAAAAGUGUAUAUGCGGAGUCCCCAGUUGUAUAGGUGAUAAAUACAAACAUAUAAUCUGUAGCUGUGAACCUUCUGAAGCUGACGAUGAGGAUGAUCUUUUUCAAUCCAAAUCAGAUUCUAAGAAAAGAGGUAAAAAAUCGAAAUUGGAAAACAAACCUACAUUUGCACCUAAAACCAAAUUAAGAAAGGAUAAGAUGAGAGAAUCAAAUGCCAGUGAAACAAUAGACACGAGAAAUAAAAAUCCAAAAUUCAACGAGAAAAAGGCACAUCAUUAUAAUUUUAUAACGGAGCCUAUAAUUGAAUCUAAGAAAACUAUAACUUCACACGAACAACGUGACACAAAACUUGUAACUGUGGUCGAAGAUGAACCUAAGAAGACAUCAAAACGUAAUUGGGAUAUGUAUAAACCUAAUCGGGAUAAAUAUAAACCAAAUCGGGAAAUGGAAGCUAUAAGUAGAUCAAAGAAAACAAAACAAUACGAUUCUAAAGACAAGACUAAAGAUAAAAUGAAAAAAAAUGAACCGGAGGUCAAACGUAAAUCUAAGAUAAAAAUAAACCAAUCUGAUCCUAAAACUAAGACAAAAGCAAAACAAUCUGAUCCUAAAACUAAGACAAAAGCAAAACAAUCUGAUCCUAAAACUAAGACAACAACAAAACAAUCUGAUCCUAAAACUAAGACAACAACAAAACAAACUGAUCCUAAAACUAAAACAAAAACAAAACAAGUUGAACCUAAAACUGGAACAAAAACAAAACAAUCUGACCCUAAAGCUAAGACAAAAACAAAACAGCAUGAUCCUAAAGCUAAGAUGAAAUCAAAACAAUCUGAACCCAAAGAUAAGACAAAAAUAAAACAAUUGGAAACUGGAGGUAAGGCUAGGGCGAAAACAAAACAAUCUGAACCGAAAGCUAAGACGAAAACAAAACAAUCUGAACCUAAAGCUAAGACAAAUACAAAACAAUCUAAACCCAAAGAUAAGACAAAAACAAAACAAUUGGAAACUGGAGGUAAGGCUAGGGCGAAAACAAACCAAUUGAGUUACGAUAAAACUAAGGGAUCUAAAGGUAAAAGGAUCACAACAAAACAAUUCGGAUCUGAACUUAAAACUACGACAACUACUAAAACUAAAACAAAACUAUUGGAACCUGGAGGUAAGACCAAAACUCCUGGGUCAAAGUCCGCUUCAAAAUCAGCAAAAGAAAGUCGUAGAUCUAAACAUAAGAAAAGCAAAAAGAACAGGCAGGCACAGAUAAAAAGAAAAAAAUAUGCCAAGAAAACAAUAAGAAAAUAUGUAACAUAUGUAAAGAGAAAAACUAAACGAAAGAAACAAACUGCGUUUCAACGCUUCCUUAAGAUAUUCAGAAAAUCUUUUAAACGUAAAAAAAAACCUAUCGUUUCUAAAGGCAACUUGAUCAAGGUGAAAGAUAAAGUAGCUUCUACGUCUGUUGUGAAAGGAGCGAAGAGUACAUUGGAAGCACAUUUUGUAACCAACUUCAUAUUGCACUUCUUUGACAAAGAUCCCAGACGGCGUUUCAGACCAAUAAAAAAAAUUAAACCUCAAAGAAAAGAGCCAGUAGACUUUGAGUGCAGUUUAUUCAUGGGUUCUCUUAGGAAGAGACCUUGGCUUUCUAUUUAUUACAUGUGUCCAUGGUUCUAUCCUCACUGCGUUAGUAUCUUAAAUGUUUGGAGGCAAUUUACCGACGUAAUCUUGUUUCUUUUAGCCGUUGCAGUAUGGAGUCCUUGUAUUCUGGCUAUAGAGAUAUGUAGGGCUUUUGUGUGUUGUGCUUUCUGUACUGGUUGAUUUUUGUAAUGUUUCAUUGUAUCGUAGAUCUGUAUUAAAAUUAAAUGUGUAAUUGUUUUUUGUUACAAAUAUAUUUGUAUAUACUUUA
This is a messenger RNA of Plodia interpunctella (Indianmeal moth), 18679 nucleotides long. RefSeq lists its product as uncharacterized. The record is from RefSeq and is a predicted model, not a curated record. The coding region runs from base 304 to 18591 and encodes 6095 amino acids. Lineage: Eukaryota; Metazoa; Arthropoda; Insecta; Lepidoptera; Pyralidae. The transcript has 2 exons.